Exophiala aquamarina CBS 119918 is the source of this 546-nucleotide messenger RNA. RefSeq lists its product as uncharacterized. The record is from RefSeq and is a predicted model, not a curated record. Lineage: Eukaryota; Fungi; Ascomycota; Eurotiomycetes; Chaetothyriales; Herpotrichiellaceae. Bases 1 to 546 code for a protein of 181 amino acids. The transcript has 2 exons.
AUGGAUCUCCCCCAGAAUCCCGCCGGACAACCUCCAGCAGAGCCACCGAGACAAGGGAAUCCCGAUGUCCGCAAGUACGACGGCAAACUGAUAUGCUAUGGGUGUGAGGAGCCAAAACUGAAGGGAUUCUGUGACGGAAGCAUGAAGAUCUUUCCAGGAGACACGUGCCAUUGGCACCGCAUCUUUCUCGACCAGUCCUUGACGCCAGCGAGACAACUUCAACGCACUCCAGUCAACCUACAGCCAAAAGUCUCUAAGACAAGUGUCUUCCACACAGGCAACUGCAUCGACCCGACCGACUACUUCAUCGUCGGCGAGGAGAACCUCUGGACCUCUAUUUACUUUAGGAGGUGCCAUGGAGCAUAUCAAAAUUCACUUAGACAAGAGAUGCCCAGCACCAAAGAGCACGUCAUUCUCAAAGUGGAGUCGAUCCCACAGUCGAUCGACCUGAAGCCCUUGUGGCAGAGAAUGGAGGCCAUCUGGUCCUCAUCAGAGGACAGAAAGCGGCUCUGGGCUGGUGAACGCCUCAUCGCCAGGGGCGGUUGA